Messenger RNA from Eufriesea mexicana, 3101 nucleotides. Its product is annotated as rhophilin-2. Gene Ontology annotation, molecular function: protein binding. The transcript has 16 exons. The record is from RefSeq and is a predicted model, not a curated record. NCBI's taxonomy places the organism in Eukaryota, Metazoa, Arthropoda, Insecta, Hymenoptera, Apidae. Gene Ontology annotation, biological process: signal transduction; negative regulation of stress fiber assembly.
AAUCGCGACGAUUAGAAGCGAAAUUUCCCGAACGCGAAAAGGGGCCCGAUCGGUCGUCAACUGGAAUAGACCGCGGAAGGUGAGAAAUUGGUUGGUUGUGUUGCGCGCGUUAUCCCGUGCGCUUCGAUCGAUGCGAGUCAACGCAUCGGACGGACAUGGAAUAGUGCUCGAGACGAACCAUGUGGCUGCGAGAACGAAUACUAUGUUGAAGUGGACUUGUUACGCGGCUCUGUCGAAGAAUCGCGCAUCCCGGCCGACUUCGUUGGACGAGCGGGAGAAGAGGACAGACUACGAGAAUGCGCCGUCGCGGUAUUCGCGAAUAGAAAAAGUUUCCCCCUGUCGGUCGGAGGACGUAGAAAUAUUGCGAGAAUCCUCGACGAUAAAGUUGUUCGGGGGCUCCGAUCCCAGGGUGGCUACUUGCAGAGGAAAGCUGCAGAACAAACGAAGCAAACUGAAUCAGGAGAUCAACAAGGAACUUCGGUUACGAGCCGGUGCGGAAAAUCUCUUCAAGGCGACCACGAACAGAAAGCUGCGAGAAACCGUUGCACUGGAAUUGAGUUUCGUCAAUUCAAACCUGCAGUUGCUGAAGGAGCAGCUCGCCGAGCUGAACAGCUCGGUCGAGCUUUAUCAGAACAUAGACAGCGAGGAACCGGCAAUGCCGAUGAUACCGUUGGGACUGAAGGAAACCAAAGAUAUCGACUUUCGGGAUCCAUUCAAGGACUUUAUCCUCGAACACUAUAGCGAAGAUGGAGGAAAUUACGAGGAAGCGAUCGCGGACCUGAUGGAGACUAGACAGGCAACGCGAACACCGACCAGAGACGCAACAGGCAUCGCGUUGCUGUUGCGUUAUUACAAUCAACUGUAUUUCGUGGAAAGAAGAUUCUUCCCUCCCGAUCGAAGUCUCGGCAUCUACUUCGAAUGGUUCGACUCGCUGACAGGUGUUCCGAGCUGCCAACGAACAGUCGCGUUUGAGAAGGCUUCUAUCUUGUUCAACGCAGCCGCCCUCUAUACUCAAUUGGCCGCGAAGCAAGAUCGUCUGUCCACGCGAGGCUUGGAUCAGGCGAUCGACGCGUUCCUCCGAGCCGCUGGUACCUUUCGUUACAUACACGAAAACUUUACCAACGCACCGAGUAUGGAUCUUGGGCCGGACAUGCUCGAGAUGCUCGUUCAACUGAUGCUGGCUCAAGCGAGGGAAUGCUUGUUCGAAAAGCUGGAACUUCAAUCGAAGGACGGGAGGAACAUCGACGUUUGUCUAGAUCUAGCGCAGGAAGCGUCACAGGUUGCGGCCGUCUACAGCGAUGUCCACGGGUUAAUCUCGCGCGAACCUGUCCGCGACUACGUUCCGGAGACCUGGAUUUCGUUGAUCAUGGUAAAACGCGAGCACCACUUGGCUCUCGCGCACAAACAUCUUGCGCUUGGACUGUUCGAUAGGCCAUUCACCGAAUGGCGUGCGGAAACUAAACUCGCGCUUGAGCACGUGCAAAAGAGCGACGGAAAAACGCAACUAGACGUGAUCGUGCCACGAGAUGAAAACGAAAGGAAGCUGUUAGCAAAAGCGCAUCUCAGGGAAGCUUUGGUCUUGCACGAAGAAAGCCAAAGGCUGCAAAGGAUGUGCAGAGACUUGAAAGCGAAACAGGCGCUCGCCAAAGUUUUAAAGAGGGUACAGGAAUCGACGAUGGAGGAUUACAACGGAAUCGGGGACGAGGAUGAUUUUCGAGGGUUAUUAGAUCCCCCGGAUAUUAUAGCGUCUACGAAAUUUCAACUGAACAUCACGCAUCCAGAUUUUGGGCAACACGGAGUAGAAGAUCUUUUUAGAUCGUUAGGUCCUGUCGCUAUAUUUUCGGCUAAAAGGCAUUGGACUGCGCCACGAUUGAUACAGCUUCAACGAGGUCCUGACGGCGAGGGAUUCGGUUUUAGCGUUCGUGGAGAUGCUCCUGUAAUAAUCGCUGCAGUAGAUCACAAUUCGUUGGCUGACUUAGGUGGUAUGAAGGAAGGUGAUUUUAUAGUCGGAAUCGGCGAUAAAGACGCAAAGUGGUCCUCCCACGAUCAAGUAGUUCGAUUGAUCAAGCAAUCCGGUGAUUUUAUUAAUUUAAAACUGGUCACACCGAUGGAUAGAAAUUAUUUAAAGGUAUAAAGUCGAACGGCACGUUCGAGAGACGAAGAGGAUUAUGGAUGUACGCUAAGCGAGGCGACGAGAACGAUCGCUCGCGUUGAACUACGCGAAGACGAUGGGACCAAGGAAGAAGCGUUGAAGCAAUUCAGACAUUGGAUCGAAAAGCAUCCUAAUAUCAAACGUUGCAGGACGGAUGCGGCCUUUCUCCUAAGAUUCCUCAGGACCAAGAAGUUCAGUGUACCGAUGGCGGAAGAAAUGUUGGAACGUUAUCUGACUAUUAGGCAGUUGUAUCCAAACUGGUUUCAAAAUCUCGACAUCGAAGAUGCAGACAUCGAAGCUAUCAUAGAUGCUGGUUAUUUGAUACCACUGCUGGAACGCGAUCAACACGGUCGGCGAGUGAUACUUUCUUGCGCCGGGCGUUUUGAUCCGUACAAACACACGUCCGCACAAAUGGCUCGAGCUCAUAGUCUCGUGGUGGAGGCUCUAAUGGACGACGAGGAGAAUCAAGUUCGUGGAUAUACAUACGUCAACGACGAAUCCGGAUUAACGAUGGGCCACCUCAGCGCCUGGUCUAUAACGGAUAUUCGUAACAUGUUACGAUGCAUCCAAAACAGUACACCGAUGAGACACAAGGAAACACACUUUAUUAACAUUCCAAGUUGCGCGAUCAAAGUCAUUGAAUUUGGCAUCUCUCUUCUGAACGACAAGUUGAAGAACCGAAUCUUAUUGCACAAGAACGUGGAAGAGUUGAAAAGCGCGAUAGAUGCGAGAAUUUUGCCAAAAGAAUACGGUGGAGAAAUUCCGCUUUCUGAAAUGAUCGCCACAUUCAAGAAGACUUUAAGGGAACAAAGGAAUCGAAUAAAAGAACUCGAUGACAUGUACAUAGACGUCACAUCUACGGACUGUCAGUACGUUUCCAACGACAAUUUGAGCGGUACCUCUGGCUCUUUUCGCAAAUUAGAAGUCGACUGACUUCCUUCCUUUCCGC